CAGAACACACCAUCUGUAAACAUGGCGUCCGACUUCAGGUGGAAGUGUGCGGUACUCCUGCUUUGCACGUAUUUACUUUGCAUUUUAGCGGCUGACGGCAACGAUAAGCCUAAGAAAAAGAAAGAUAUCCGAGACUACAACGAUGCAGAUAUGGCACGGCUCCUGGAACAAUGGGAGGAGGACGACGACAUCGAGGAAGGCGACCUCCCCGAGCACAAGAGGUCUCCUCCUCCCAUCGAUUUCUCCAAGGUAGACCCCUCCAAGCCGGAGGAGCUGCUGAAGAUGUCCAAGAAGGGCAGGACUCUGAUGGUCUUUGCGACGGUGUCGGGGGAUCCCACUGAGAAAGAGACGGAGGAGCUCACGGGCCUGUGGCAGGGUAGCCUCUUCAACGCCAACUUCGAUAUUCAGAGAUUCGUGGUGGGCUCCAACAGGGUGAUCUUCAUGCUGCGGGACGGCAGCAUGGCCUGGGAGGUCAAAGAUUUCCUUGUGGCCCAGGAACGCUGCGCCGACGUCACCGUGGAGGGACAGGUGUUCCCCGGGAAGGCCGCCAAGAAGGAUGACGGCAAACACAAGCAGCAGAAUGAAGUCAACGCCAAAAAGAAGGGCAAGAAGAAGACGGAGAGCAAAAAUUCAGAUUUGGAGGGGAACAGGGCCAGCCAUGUGAAACAGGAGCUGUGACGGAAUAACGUAGAAGAAGAAUCACAGGUCCUCUUUUCUUCCGGCCUUAAGACACGCUCGUUCUCACCACCGAUCUGUGAGCAAUAAACUCAUAAGGGGCUGCAGGACCACGUGCUGGUUCAGAGUCGGUGGUAUGAGUGAACUAAUAACCCGGACUGCUCAGCUGGUAUCAUAAUUCAGAGUUUUACUCCACCUCUCCCUCAUUGGUACAGUGGAAAGCACAUUCUUGAAAUCAUUGUCACAGAGUGGUAACAAGCUCUUUAAAAUCACCUGUAAUGUCAGUGCUGUCUGGUUUCUUUAGUUAUUUUCUGUUGAUCAGUUAUCACCGAAUGAAAACCAAUACGAGCACAUUUUGUUUAAUAGUACUCAAGGUAAGCAUUAGUAAUUGUUCUUCUUUGCCCUGUUCGAUACAGACAUGGAGUGAUUCAGCAGACCUCCUGGUCCUGGUCUGUUCACAUCCAGCAGCACGUCAAGAUUUGAUACAAAAGUAGCACCCACGUUUUCUGUUUGAUUUUUCACUGAAAAUAAAAAAUAUUUUAUAUAA
Morone saxatilis (striped sea-bass) is the source of this 1222-nucleotide messenger RNA. It is a transcript of the gene mesd, whose product is annotated as mesoderm development LRP chaperone. Gene Ontology annotation, biological process: protein folding. NCBI's taxonomy places the organism in Eukaryota, Metazoa, Chordata, Actinopteri, Moronidae. The record is from RefSeq and is a predicted model, not a curated record. Bases 22 to 678 code for a protein of 218 amino acids. The transcript has 3 exons.